Panicum virgatum (switchgrass) is the source of this 1149-nucleotide messenger RNA. RefSeq names its product serine carboxypeptidase-like 18. Gene Ontology annotation, biological process: proteolysis; secondary metabolic process. The record is from RefSeq and is a predicted model, not a curated record. Lineage: Eukaryota; Viridiplantae; Streptophyta; Magnoliopsida; Poales; Poaceae. The annotation marks the transcript as partial. The transcript has 9 exons. Gene Ontology annotation, molecular function: acyltransferase activity, transferring groups other than amino-acyl groups; serine-type carboxypeptidase activity.
CUCCUCCUCGUGCCGCCGCCGCCGCUCUCCCGCGCGGCGACGGUGGUCACGCGCCUGCCGGGGUUCGACGGCGCGCUGCCCUCCCGCCUGGAGACCGGGUACGUGGGCGUGGACGACGCCACCGGCGCCGAGCUCUUCUACUACUUGGUGGAGUCGGAGCGGAGCCCCCGCGCGGACCCUUUGGUGCUGUGGCACUCCGGGGGGCCGCGCUGCUCGGCCUUGAGCGCCCUCGCGUUCCAGAUAGGGCCUGUUAGGUUCGUCGAGAGACGCUACGACGGCGCGCUGCCGCGGCUGGUCCGCAAUCCGUAUUCCUUGACGCAGGUGGCAAGCAUUCUCUUCGUCGACUCGCCUGUCGGCACUGGGUUCUCGUAUGCGCGUGAUCCCAGAGGCUACGACGUCGGAGACAUCUCAGCGUCUUUGCAGAUCCUGACAUUUCUGAGAAAGUGGUUCGAUGAUCACCCGUGGUAUCUUUCAAAUCCGUUCUACCUUGGCGGGGACUCGUACGCCGGAAAGGUGACUCCUCUCAUUGCGCAGCAUGUUUCAGAAGGAAUUGAAGAAAUGCAGUACCCACUUAACCUCAAGGCACUCAUGACCUAUCGUUUCUUUGUGCAGGGCUAUAUAGUCGGCAACCCUGCCACAGGGGACAAGAUCGAUGAGAACUCUAGAAUUCCAUUUUCUCAUUCAUUUGGAAUAAUAUCUGACCAACUAUAUGAGGCUGCUGUGGAAAACUGUAAAGGAGAUUACGUGAACCCGACAAACAAACUCUGCUCUGACGUAGUACAAACUAUCAAUGAUCUCAAGUCAGAAGUUGAUAAGGAAGGCAUCUUGGACCCGGUAUGUCCUUUUGCUUCGCCCAAACCAUGGAGAGAUGCCCUAAGAAGAAAGUCUCUAGCAGAGGAACACUAUCCACUGAGUGGCCCACCUGAUGAGCCUCCUUUUGGUUGUCUUGCGUACCGCUACUACCUGUCAUACUUUUGGGCUAACGACAAUACCACCAGAGCUGCUCUUGGGAUCAAGGAGGGAACAGUGAAAGAGUGGAUAAGGUGCAAACUUUCCGGAGAACUUCCUUACACGUCUGAUCUUCCUAGCAGCAUAGAAUACCAUCUCAACCUGACAACCAGGGGAUACCGCGCUCUUGUCUACAGGUGA